AUGACAGAGAAACAGUUUAAUUACCCUAAGGAUCCAGGAUUUGUGACUUUCAAUAUCUUUGGCUACUUUGGCAUUUUCACUUGCACAGACAUACUCUAUCAUGACCCGGCUGUGGUCUUGGCAAGCAGAUUUCAGGUUGACACCAUUCUCUUUCUAACUGCUUGGAUUAACACUCUUCCACUGUUGUCAGCAGUCCAGUUUCACUCAGCGUGGGCCAUGGGAAUGGGCAUCAACUCUUCAGCGAAUAUGCACAACUCCACUUUAGGUAUGAUAGGGAGUGGUAUUUAUGCCCCAGACAGUCCAAAAGCAUAUUAUUACAAUGCUGUAAUGGAUAAUGGUCACCUUUUGGUGACAAAACUGACUUUGUGCCCACGUCUGUCUCCUGACUAUGCUGGUGCUGUUAACUGGAAAUUGUAUACCAGCAAGAUCAAACAACUUCCAUCAAACAGACACUAUUUCAGUGGGGUCAUUUACCAUGAUCUCAUCUCCUUCAUGAAACUCACUGAGUCUGAAGGAAAUCAUGCCAUUUGUCAGCAGGGCCUCUGUUGCUAUCUGAGUUACAAGAUGGUAGAGAAGCAGCAAGAUGAUAUUUAUGUUCUGGGUGCCUUUGAUGGGCUACAUGUUGAAGGAGAGUAUUAUUUGCAGGUAAGAGUUUUCUGCUCUUAUUUCAACAGUGGGAAGGCUGCAAUACUCUCUUUACAGUCCAUUUCCAUUUGUCCCAUUUUUUAUUUGAGAGCAUUUAAGACAAGGCAUUUUUUAGGCCCCCUGGAAAACAUUAGUUUUCUUCAUGAUACAUUUUGUCUUCAUUAAGGGUGUUGAUUUUCUAUGUUAUAAAUGAUGGAAGUGAAGACCCUGGGUUGACCAUAUGCUGCCACACUUCAACAAUGUGAGGUCACUCAGCAGUUUUGUCAAAGACAGAACAAGAUAGGUACGUAUCCAUGCUGGUUGUAAUUUCUGGAACAUGUCUUGCAUAAGUUGCUCUUCAGGUUUUGCAGGUUGCAGGUUUGGGAGGAUUUGUUGCUGAGGGGAGACCUUUUUGCUCUCUGCAACUACCCAAAAGGAGGUUGCGGCAAGGUUUGGGUUGGUUUCUCCUCCCAAGUGACAAGUGACAAGACAAGAGGAAAUGACCUCAAGUUGUGCCAGGGCAAGUUUAGAUUGGAUAGUAGGAAAAAUGUAUUCACUGAAAGGGUUUUCAAGCAUUGGAACAGGCUGCCCAGGGACAUGAUUGAGUCACCAUCCCUGAAGGUGUUUAAAGGAUAUGUAGAUGUGGUCCUUAGGGAUAUGAUUUAGUGGUGGGCUUGGCAGUGCUGGGUUAAUGAUUGGACUUGAUCAGCUUAAAGGUCUUUUCCAGCCUAAAUGACUCUGUGAUUCUAAGGAGAUUUCUGUAUAUGUGUAAAAAAGGGAGAGAAGACUGUAGAGUUCUGCCUGUCUUCAUAGGGGUGCUCUUGUCACUCUUUCUGCUUGGUAGUUU
This is a messenger RNA of Neopelma chrysocephalum (saffron-crested tyrant-manakin), 1471 nucleotides long. RefSeq names its product vascular non-inflammatory molecule 3-like. NCBI's taxonomy places the organism in Eukaryota, Metazoa, Chordata, Aves, Passeriformes, Pipridae. The record is from RefSeq and is a predicted model, not a curated record.